Messenger RNA from Eucalyptus grandis, 2020 nucleotides. RefSeq lists its product as uncharacterized. The transcript has 2 exons. The record is from RefSeq and is a predicted model, not a curated record. Lineage: Eukaryota; Viridiplantae; Streptophyta; Magnoliopsida; Myrtales; Myrtaceae. The coding region runs from base 424 to 1722 and encodes 432 amino acids.
GUGGCCUUCCUCAGUCACCAUCAUUAACCAGCGCCACUAAAGACAGCCUUUCCCUCUGUUAUAAGCAGCUCCCCCUGUCAUCAUCUUCCCUCCCCCCCUCAGGCCACACACAGAUUUCUUUCUAGUAUUCCUCCCGCAUUCUUUAUCUUUAUCUUUUUCCCUGGGUUCGAAAAUUGAAAACAACCCCCGUUUUGGUUCUCAGGUCCGUGUGUCUGGUCGGCCUGUCCGCAGUAAAGUUCCAAAAGAAACGCUUCGCUUCAACAGGAGAUAGCUCUCCAAUGGGGAAUCUUCAAACGUUUCUUCGGUACCCGAGAGGCAGCCCGUGAACUGAGGAUGAAGCUUUUGCGGGCUUGAGAUAGAGCACAAGCAAGAGAAGAGGAAAAGGAAGAAGCCCACAAAGAGCAGAGAGAGAGAGAGAGAGAGAUGCCAACAGUGUGGUUUGCUCUCAAGAAGUCACUACACUGUAAAUCAGAGCCAUCGGAUGUCCACGACCCAAAAACAAGAAAGCAACUGACCACGAUCUUGACCAAAAAGACAGGCCGGUCGGGUUGCUCGAGGUCCAUCGCCAACCUCAAGGACGUCAUCCAUGGAAGCAAGAGGCACAUGGCAGAGAAGCCGCCGAGCUGCAGCCCGAGAUCCAUCGGGAGCAGCGAGUUCCUGAACCCUCUAACCCACGAAGUCAUCCUCAGCAACACCAAAUGCGAGCUCAAGAUCACUGGCUACGGCAACGGGUUCCAAGACUCCGGCGCCGGCGGGGGCGUAGGGGGCGAGGGCGGCGGCGGCGGCGGGUCGACCUUCGUGGGGACUCUGACACCGGGGACGCCUAUGCAUUAUUUCAAUCCUUCGUUUAGGACAACCUCAGCAAACGGGGCAACUCCAAGGAAGGGGGGAUCUGUCUCGGGGGAAAGAGAAGGGUCUGGUGGCCUCGGUGGCAGAGUCGGCGGCGGCGGCGGCGGCGUCCGUUCUAGCAGUAGGGUGUCGCUGGAUGUUGACGCCAAUGGGAUCUCCAUCAUAAAUUGCCACAAGUGCGGAGAGCAGUUCACCAAAUGGGACGCUGCCGAGGCACAUCAUCUCUCCAAGCAUGCUGUGACUGAACUAGUGGAAGGGGACUCGUCCAGGAAGAUCGUGGAGAUCAUAUGCCGCACGGGGUGGCUGAAAUCGGAGAACCAAGGCGGCAACCGGAUCGAGCGGGUCCUCAAGGUCCACAACAUGCAGAAGACCCUGGCUCGGUUCGAGGAGUACCGCGAGGCGGUCAAGGUCAAGGCCAGCAAGCUCCCGAAGAAGCACCCGCGGUGCCUCGCCGACGGGAACGAGCUGCUCCGCUUCUACGGCACGACCGUGGCGUGCCCGCUGGGGCUCGACGGCUCGUCGAGCCUGUGCACGUCCGAGCGGUGCUGCGUGUGCCGGAUCGUGCGGCACGGCUUCUCGGUGAAGAAGGAAUCGAAGGGAGGGAUCGGGGUGUUCACGACGUCCACGAGCGGAAGAGCGUUCGAGAGCAUCGACGCGGUCGAGGACGUCCCGACGGUGAGGAAGGCCUUGAUAGUGUGCAGGGUGAUCGCAGGGAGGGUUCACAGGCCACUGGAGAACAUUCAAGAAAUGGCCGGUCAGACCGGGUUCGAUUCGUUAGCCGGGAAAGUGGGUCUGUAUUCGCACAUUGAGGAGCUGUACUUGCUCAAUCCUAGAGCUCUGCUUCCUUGUUUUGUGGUGAUCUGCAAACCCUGAAGGAGGAUUGUAAAGAGAAGGAAUGAUGAGCAAUUUGGAUUUAGCAAGUUCUUGAGUUGAAUUCUUUUGUUUGUUUUUGGGCUUUUAAUGAAAGCUUUGUGGGGUUUCUGGCAUAUCAUUCCUGUUGGCUUCAAAACCUCCUCUUGAACAUAUUUUGACUCGAUUCUUCUGCAAUUUGGGCUUUUUUUUGAAUCUUUUCAUUCUCGGUUAGAUCAAACAUGGAAUGGCCAGAAGCAAGCCUGUGUCCUAUGUUCUUCAAAAGAUUUGAAUAUUAUAGUAAUGUAUGGAUGUUUUAAAA